AUGGAUGAGCCAGCCCCAACUCUGUCCGCGUUAGAAAAACAGAUGAUGCUCGAUAGAGACAAGUUACAAUCAAUAAUUGAGGGUUUUAUUAUUGCAUAUCACCAUGGUCUUACUAAAGACGAUACUACUAUGCUACCUUCAUAUGUUUCACGUCUUCCAACAGGUGCUGAGACUGGUACAUACCUCGCCUUAGAUUUGGGGGGCACCAAUCUAAGAGUUGCGGCAGUAACCUUAGUUGGUGAUGGCAAAGCUGACAUUGAACAAAAAAAGUAUGUAAUCCCAGCAGAAUUAAAAGUUGGAACUGCUGAAAAACUAUUUGAUUGGGUCGCAUUGGGGGUUAAAGAUUUAUUGAGUUGUCUCGGCGUUCAAGCAGAAAAUCUUAACGAUAAAGAAAUGUAUAUGGCUAUUAAUCGUGGAGUUGUCAUGCAAAUGGGUAAAGGAUUUGAACUAACAGGAUUAGAAGGUCAAGAUAUUAUUGAGCUCUUGCAAGCGGCUUUUAAGCGCAAGGGUAUUAAAAUUCAUAUUUCUGCCAUAGUAAACGAUUCUGUUGGAACUUUUGUGGCAAAUGCUUAUAAAGACCAAAACACAAUUGUUUCUGUAAUUUUGAGUACAGGAACAAAUGCUUCCUGCAUUUGUCAGACAGCUUCCAUUACAAAACACAAAUUCCCAAAAGAUUCACCUGAAUACAUGAUUGUUAAUACUGAGUGGAGUAUAAUGGGAAAUGACUUCUUACCAAGAACAAAAUACGAUAAAAUUCUUGAUUUACAAAGUCACAAGCCGGGAUUUCAACCAUUUGAAAAAAUGGUUAGUGGUCUUUAUUUGGGUGAAUUAGUGAGAUUAGCAAUGGUUGAUUAUGUGAAAAAUUUUGGAUUGUUUGAUGGAACUCUACCCAGUGGGCUUGAAAUACCAUACAAUUUCACUACUAAACAUAUGUCUGACAUUGGAAGCGAUAAAUCGCCCGAAUAUAACGUAGUCUUGAAAAUUUUCAAAAAUGACUACAACAAAUCUCCAAAUCUUGAUGAUAGACGGAUUGUACAUGAACUCGUUGUGCGGUUUUCGAGACGUUCUGCACAAUUAUCGGCAGCUGCUAUUGCAUCCCUCGUAAAACUUCAAUGUCCAGAUUUUCCAGCAGUUGAGCGUGACAUCCGGGUAGCGGUUGAUGGUUCGCUAUUUCAUCGAUUUCAUAAGUAUUCGAGUUGGAUGAAUAAAACUUUUAGAGACAUUCAACGUAUAAAAGAAGAUAAACGAACUAAAAUUGUUCCAGUUGAAGAUGGAGGAUGCUUAGGGGCGGCUAUAACUGCUAUGAU
Molecule: messenger RNA, 1307 nt
Organism: Dentiscutata erythropus
Lineage: Eukaryota; Fungi; Glomeromycota; Glomeromycetes; Diversisporales; Gigasporaceae
Source: the annotation of a GenBank genome assembly